Messenger RNA from Drosophila nasuta, 7809 nucleotides. It is a transcript of the gene Root, whose product is annotated as ciliary rootlet coiled-coil, rootletin. The transcript is spliced from 9 exons. Lineage: Eukaryota; Metazoa; Arthropoda; Insecta; Diptera; Drosophilidae. The record is from RefSeq and is a predicted model, not a curated record. The coding region runs from base 1363 to 7491 and encodes 2042 amino acids.
AAAACAAGUUUUUUGUAUUCCCGAAUUUAAAAUGUUGUGGUUAAGAAAUCCUAGAAAUUUCAGCAGUAUUUUUGAAAAUGAUAAACUUUUUCAAAGUUCUUAAAAGGAGUUUGACUUUAGCAGUUAAAAGAUAAAGUUUUCGUAUUUUCGGAAUAUAGAACAUGUUUAUGGAGUCGAAGGUUUUCUAAAAAUAUGUUAUGCUAAUUAUAUAAUAGCAUUUUUUUUCGCUUAUACACCCCUUCCAUGAUUAGCAUAAUGGCUUGCGGUGGUUAAAUUGUUUAUAUAGAAAAGAGCGAAAAAAAACGUAGUUCAAAAGAAAUAAAUAAUAGAGAAAGGGGUAAACCGUAAACCUCAUUGACAGAGUUCAACAAUUUAUUACCCUACCAGUGACUUAUUAAACGCAGUUAGGCAUGAAUAGACGACGACGACGACAAGGAAAAUCGUGAGAUGCUCCAGUAGACACGGGGAAGGAGAGCAAGGAGGUAGGAGUACUUACAUUACUCGUAAAUUGAGGUGCCUGGGUUAGACCGGGUAGCUGGGUAGUCGGGUUCUUCCCAGGGCAAGCAUAUAGCAUAGCGAUUUGCAUUUGUUGCUCCCUGGCACGCCAAACAUAAUUGUGAGUUGGACUCGGUCCUGGGGAGCUGGCGAUGAACCGCCUUUUUUCGAUGAGUCGCAAUCGCAAUCAAUUGCGGUUGUCCCUGGCAACGUGGAAUUUGUUAAUUCAAUGUUUAUUUUACCCUAACCCCAAAGAAGGAGCGCCAAACUAUGUUCUUAAUGGCGGCUUCGCUCUUCCUGGGCUUGGGACUUCCUUAUGCUACAAAUGGUCUGGCAUUGCUCGAUUGGAGCUCAGUCGUUGCUGUUCCACCGAGAACAUCAGUUCAGAGACUAAGGACGCGUUCUAUUAGCGAGUGAUUAAUAUUGUGUGUGUUUUUGUUAUUCGCGGCACCGAGUCCCGAUUCCGAAUCCGAUUCCGUCCCUCCAAGGGACGUUGCGUAUUUCCGCAUUCUUGCAAAUUUGUGUCAAUUGCCCAAAACAGAAGGCGGCUCUCGAGCACAAGUAGACGACGAGUGGUGAAGGUGGUGGAAGUGGUUGUGGUGCAAGUAGAAGUGGAAGUGGAAGUGGGAGUCGAACUCCAAGAACGGGCGUGGUUGUGUUACCUUUUACCCCGUUGUCGGUUAAACGUUACCGGUUGCCAUUGUCAAGUCAUUUUGGUGUCUUUAGAGCGAACCACACGAUAACUUGAUGAGUAUUCAAUUGAAGCUCAAUCAGUUAACAACAUUCGCAAUAUUCGGUGCUUCCCCAUAACGCAUUUACGGUGAUCUCCCAGUCUUGUGCUCUCUCUUAGUAGAUAAUUCCCGAGAAAUGCAAGCGUAUCGCGAUAACUUCAAGCAAACGCCUUGCCCAACGGCCGUCGACCUGCCAACCGGAGGAGGAGGAGGAGCAGGUGGAGGUGGAGUUGGCACAACAUCCACGCGUCUGCCUUUCUCACGCAAGCCCAACAGCCAAGCCGCCGCUGCCGCUGCUUCUGGAGCUAUUACACCUCGCAUGAUGAGUCCCGCUCCACCGCCGGGUUCAGCUCCUGCUUCGGGCGCCGACUGCUCCACGAAUGCGCUGCUGCGUCAGAACCAGGAGCUGCGCCAGCGCCUGGCAGAUGAAUCGCACAGCUAUCGACGACGUCUGGAUACCUACAAGCAGGCGCAGCACAAUCAGGCUAAUCUGGUCAGCCGUCUGCAAUCGAAGAUCCAGCAGUACAGGCAACGUUGCAGCGAUCUCGAGGAUCGCAUGCACGACACCAUCAAGCCCACGACUACGACGACGUCAGCGACGGCACCCAAGCUGACCACAGGACCAACAGCGAGUCAGGUGUUGUGCUCUACUUCGCUGACCUUAGGACAGAGUAGUCUGCCCUGCAGUUCCUCGCUGGACUCGCCUCCACCGAGCUGUAGUCGCGACUAUCUGCUGGACGAUGGCAGCGGCGAGUUGUGCCGCAAGCUGGACGAGGAGCGGAAUCGUUGCGAGCAGAUUGUGGCGCAGAACAGCGCUUUGCGCCAGCAGCUGGAGGAAUCGAAUCGCACUAACGAGGCGCUGACGAAUGAUCUGCAGAAGUUGACCAACGAUUGGGCGAGCAUGCGUGACGAGCUGCUGAUCAAGGAGGAUGAGUUCAAGGAGGAGGAACAGGCCUUCAAGGACUACUACAACAGCGAGCACAAUCGUCUGCUCAAGAUGUGGCGCGAAGUGGUCGCUGUGAAGCGUGCGUUCAAGGAUAUGCAGUCGGCCAUGAAGGCGGAGGUGGCCAAGAUGGGUCAGGAGAUCAAUGGUGUGGGCAAGGAUAUCAAUUGCUCCAACUCCUCGAUGGCCUUUGCGCUGCAACAAGCGAAACGCGCUUCCGACGAAGAACUCAAGCAAUCGAAGCGUGUUCAGGAUGAGCUGCAGGCUCAGCUUGCGACGCUGAAGGUGCAAUAUGAGAGCGCACGCCACGAGAUCAUGGAGCGUGACCAGCGGCUGUUGGAGCUGAUGAAUCAGCUGAAAAAGCUGGAAGAUCGCUGCGCUCAGGCCGAAUCGCAGGCUUCGCUCGCUAAUCGCUACAAUGAUGAAAUCGAGCGUCUGAACAACUCGAUGCGCGAGAUUGCCCAAGCGGUUGUACAAGACGCCGAGAUCGCGGAUCGCGAGGCCGACGCCGAGGUCAAUCCGGCCAUGCAGCACAUGCAUCUAACGCGUGACUCCGCCUCCGUAGCGGGUGGCGCUGGAGGCGCUUCUGUUGGCGGAGGCGGCGGCGGUAAAUCGCCACGACGCAAUUCGACGCGCGCCUCACAAGCUUUUGCCGAAGGCACAAUUUCAGCGGUACAGGCGGCGCUGCACAAGUAUCAGUUGGCUCUGCAUGACAUGCAGGUCAAGUUCCAGCACAGCAGCGAAACGUUGCGCAACACACGCACCCAACUGGACACCAGCGAGGGCACCAAACAGCUGCUGACCAACAAGAUGCAACAGCUCACCGAGAAACUCGAUUCAAGUAACUCUAAACUCUCCGAGCUGCUUCAGGAACGCGAGAGUCUGCAGAAGACCCUGGACGAUGUCCGGGUUCAGAAGCAACAGUCCGAAAUGGGGCGUGCCGAUCUCAACAAUGCGUUUGAGAACCUAAGCGGUGACUUUGAGAAGCUACAGCUGAACUAUGGGAAACUGCAGAAACGCAUUGAUUCCAUGGAGGAGGACAAGAAGGCCGUGGAACUUGAGAUACAGCGCAUACUAAAGGACAAGAACAUAACCGAAUUGAAUCUAAGAUCCGAAGAGGAUCGCAGCAGUCGAUUGAGAGAGGAAACGAUCUCACUGCGCGAGGAGCUGAAUCGCGUAAGUCUCAACAGGGAUUUGCUAGAGCAACAGCGCAUUGAGUCGGACAAUCUGAUAGGUUUGCUGGAGAAGCAAAAGGUUGAUCUGGAGUACGAUCUGGAUAAGAUACUGAUGGAGAAGUGCGAUCUGCAGGAGAAGCAUGAGAAGCUAUCAAACAACAAUUGCUCAACGAGUGACGAACUAAAGUCGGUACAGAGUUGUCUUAUGGAUGCCCAGGAGGAGCGCAAGAAACUCCGACUGCAAUCAACGGAUCAGGCCAAUGAAAUAGGUGAACUAAAGAAGGAGCUGGCUGUGCUGGACAAGGCGCGUCUUGAGCUAGAAACCGACAAUUUGUCCUACAGCGAAAAGCUCAAGUGUCUGCAGCUGGAGAAGGAGAAAAUCCUGCAGGAUCUCGCUUGCAUGACGCGAGAGAAGUGCGACAUUCAUAACCAACUGACAGCCACCUGUCGUAAGAAGGAGACACUCAACGAGGAGCUGAUGCGGACUCGGCAGCGCUUGGAGCAGACCACCGAGACAAACAGUCGCCUCAAUCGGAAUAUUGAGGAUAUGGUAAAGGAUGUGGAGGAGAAGCAGGUUGUCAUUGACCUGCACGAGAAGGACACGCAUCGCUUGAAUGAACUGCUCGCUGCACUUCGCUCUGAGAAGGAAUCCCUCGAGACGGUGCUCUUCGAUACGAACACCACAUUGGAGGCGGUGGAGGAGAAGCGCAGCCAGUUGGAGCGUGACUUACAGGAGGCUCUUGUUCGCGAGGAAUCGCUGAAGAAUCACGUCGCUCGACUUCAAAAGGAUUUGGAGAUUUGCCAGCGAAAGGCGCAGGAGACCAAGACGCAGCUCAUCAAUGCAGCUCGCGCUGCUGAGAGCGAGUUCAACCAGAAGAUUGCCGGUCUACAAGCUGCCGCAGAGGAUGCUUCCAAGCGACAUGGCGACGAGGUGCUGCAGCUGCGUAAUGCUCUGGAAAAACGCAUGCAGCAGGCGCUUCAAGCACUCCAAACCGCUAAGGACGAUGAGAUCGAGAAGCUGCAGGAACGUUUGGCUGCUCUGCAAGCUCACAUUGAGAGUCUCGUGCAGCAGCAUGAGGAAACCUUGAUUCGUGCCGAGAAUGAGAAGCAACAGGCGCUGUUGAUGGCGCAUCGCGAUAAGCAGGCGGUGGCCGAGCGCCUAGAGUCCGUGUCACGAGAUCUCAAGCAGGAGCAAGAGGCACUGGAUCGCAGCAAGCGUGAGGCGAAUGCACGAGACGAGAAACAACGCGGAGCGAUUGCACAGCUUAAGGACGAGAUUGUGCUGAUGCGUACCAAGGAGGAGGAACACAAGAUCAAGCUGGAAGAGUGCAUACGCAAGCAGGAGCUGCAGUUGAACAGUCUACGCGAGGAGCGUGAUACACUGUGCCGCAUGAGCGAGGAGUUCAAGAUGGAGAUUCGCCUCAAGGAGGAUAAAAUGGAGGGCACCAACAACGAGCUGCAGGAUGCGUUGCGCAAGACCAAAGAAGGUGAGGGUUACAUAGAGAGCUUGCGUAAGGAGUUGACCGAUAGUCGUCGCCAGUUGGCGGACAGCAACAUUGAGCGUGACAAGUACUCGACGAGCAACAAGGAGCUGCGUGAUCACGUGAAGCGUGUGGAGAGCGCCAAGCGGGAGCAAGCACGUGCCAUUGAGGAAGCCUUGCAGAAGAUAAGCACGCUAGAGGAGACCAGGAAUAGUUUGGAGAACGAACGCACGCGUUUAAGCACUAUCUUGAAGGAGACGGAGAACAACUUCACCAAGACCACGCAGGAACUCAACUCUACAAAGUCGACGCUGCACAAAACCCAGAUGGAGUUUGCCCAGAAGGACGAAGGUGGCAAGGAGCUGCAGAAUAAGCUAUCCGCUGAGGUUGAGCUCAAGGAGCGCGCACAACAGGAACUCUGCCAGAUCAAGAAGCAGUUGGCCGAUCUAGAGGCUAAUCUCUGCGCCACUCGCCAGGAAUUGGGACGCGCACGCUGUCAUAACAACCAGGAGGAGCAUCGCUUCCAUGCUCGCGAACAGGAGCUUGCCACCCGCAUGGAGGAGGCACGCGGUCGCGAGAAGCGUCUCGAGGAUCAGAAGCACAAUCUGGAAGUGUGUCUAGCGGAUGCCACUCAGCAAAUUCAAGAGCUAAAGGCACGUCUAGGCGGUGCCGAGGGUCGCAUUCGGGCACUGGACGAGCAGUUGGCCUGCGUGGAGCUGCACAAGCGCGACGUGGAUCACAAGCUGAGCUCCGUGGUGCACACGCUGCGUCGCAUCGCAGGCAUUCAAGUGGAUGGCAGUGUGAAUCUCUCGCACCGUCUGCUCAGUCCCUCCCGCAGAUUUAGUCCCUCACGCAGCGUUGGCGAUUACGAUACACGCAGCACCUCGCAGUGUCCCGAUGCCCCCGUGGAUGUGGAUCCCGAUCUGGUACGCAAGGGCGUGCGCAAUCUGAUGCAUCAGGUGGCACAGUUGGAGCGCGAGAAGGAUGAUUACAAGUCGCAGUUGGGCGCGGCCAAGAAGCAGCUUCAGGAUGCCGCCGAGCAGCAAUUGCGUUGCGAUGCCAAGCUGGGCAAACUUCAGGCGAUGCUGCGCAAUCUACAGGAGGAGAAGAGCAACUUGGAGACCGAUCGCAAGAUGAAGAUCUCCGCAUUGAAUGCGCUCGAGGAGAAGCUCAAGCAGCGAACCGAUGAGCUGCAAAUGAUGCGCGAGCGUCUUGCUCAAACGGAAAUGCAGUUGGCCGCAACGUCCGAGGAGAACGGACAGAACGAGGAGCGACUGGAGAAGAGUCGCCAGCAGUGCGGUAAAUUAGAGAACGAGAAGCGUGUGCUGCAAGAAGAGUUAGCCAAGGUUGAAGGACGUGCCAGCAAACUGGACUUGCAGCGAGUGGCUAUGGAAGGUGAUUUGACACGCUUGCAAAUGGCGCUGCAGGAGAAGGACUGCAACAUCCGACAGGUGUCCGAGCGCCUGGAGAAUCAGACGCGCGCCAUGACACAGCUGGAGGAUCGCUGCACUUCGCUUAAGUCCACGGUGGAUCAGCUGAAGGAACGUCUGCAAAAAUCCGCAGUCAGCGAGACGCAGCUGCGUGGCGAGAUCAAGACGCUUCAGAAGGAGCUCUCUGAGCAGGGACAUUGCUCCCAAGCCAACGAAGACAAGCUCAAGCUGCUGCAGAAGACGCUGCAGACCGCAGAGAACGAGAAACGCAUUCUAACCGAGCGCUUGGACAGCGCACAGACGAAUCUCAACGAGCUGCGUCGCAGUCAGCAGGCGCAACUCGAUGGCAAUCAGCGACUGCAGGAACAGGUCACGGAUCUGGAGGUACAGCGCUCGGCGCUUGAAUCGCAGCUGCGCAUAGUCAAAUGGAAUCAGGAGAGCGGCGACAAAGUGGUCACUAAUGGCAAUGGUGGAGGCGGCGGCAGUCGGGAGGAGGAGGAACUGAGUCGCCAACUGAAAUCGUCGCAGCGUGAGAAGUCCGAGCUGCGCAGCAAAUUACAAACGCUGCAGGACAAGGUGAAGCAACUAGAGUGCGAUCGCAAGAGCAAGUUUGCCGGCGGAAGUGCCUACGAUCGUGCCGAGAAGUCUAGCUCCUACUACGGUGGCGACAAUGGAGAAUACGAUUCCAAUCGCUAUGACAUCGGCAAUGGCGGAGGAGGUAAUGGUGGCGGUGGAGGCGGCUACAGCUGCGGAUUGGAUCACAGCACCAUUGAGCAGGAGACGCGCGAUCUGCGCUUGAAGGUGCGACGCCUGGAGACGCUGCUGGCCGAGAAGGAGUCGGAGCUGGCGCGUUGCAAGGCGCGCAUGCAUGACAGCAGCAAGUGCAACGAUGGCCUCGAUGCGGAUCGUUAUCGCAGUGCCCAGAUGCAUGCGGAGAAGCUGCUCGAUGCACGCGAGCAAUCGCACAAGCAGCAGGUGCUACGUCUAGAGAAUCAGAUCUCCAUGCUCCGUGAGCAGCUGGCGCAGGAGGCGAAGCGAAGACAGCAGUAUGUGCUGCGCAGUUCCAAGGCGAACCGAGAGAUGCAGCAUCUGCGCAGCACUCUGGGAGACUCGCUGCGCAAUGUUUCACAGCAUCCGGUGGAUGCACAUCUGCUCGAGAGCGAGAGCAGACGCCUGGACUCUGCGGUGUCCAUGAGUCUGCCGCCGUCGACGUGUCGGGAUUACGAUCGUGACUAGAGCGGAGUGCAAUCACGUGGUCAACUCUUAACUUGAUCCCGCCAAGAACACUUUAAACUAUAACCAAUUGCAUUUACUACUAUCUAAACAAAACAUAUAACUAUAAACAUAAUCGCUGCCAGCCGAGUUACAAUCUUAUUGCAGCUGUUCAUUGUCUGCCUGGGUUAGACAAUCGAAUAUAGUGCGUUCCCCAUGAUCUCGCAUACAACUCUCCAUCCAUCUAACUAUAUCAACACACACAUUCAACAUGGACUGCCUGUUGCGUCCUACAUUAAAGGGUCACAAGUUCCGCUUCUCCUUCGAGCGUCAGGAGAGAGC